Messenger RNA from Arachis stenosperma, 790 nucleotides. RefSeq lists its product as uncharacterized. The record is from RefSeq and is a predicted model, not a curated record. The transcript has 2 exons. Bases 2 to 580 code for a protein of 192 amino acids. Lineage: Eukaryota; Viridiplantae; Streptophyta; Magnoliopsida; Fabales; Fabaceae.
GAUGGAGUCACCACACUCAAGGUUGUCCAUGCUCAUCUCCUCCCGCCCAACCACACCGCCGGACUCUCCCCCUCCUCCGCCGCACACGGCGCCAGUGUCCGUGCCUUUCAAGUGGGAGGAAGCACCCGGUAAGCCUAGGCAGCCUUGCCACGUGGACACUAUCGAAAAGGAUAGCAGCAGAUCGUUGGAGCUUCCUCCGAGGUUGUUGUUUUUAGAGUACUCCAACUCCAACAUGGACGUGCCUUCUCCCACCACCGUCUUGGCUGGGCCUUACGUGGGCCGGGCCAUGUCCUUCACCACUUCCUACAGAACUCCCCGCGACACUCACAAUUCUUUUUCCACUUUUGGGUCUGCAAGGUUUCCCACUUCCACCAACAUCCCCCACCAUCAUCCCGAGGGCACUUUCGACUUUUUCCCUCCUCAUCAUAAUAAGAAGGUUAAGUUCCCACGCCGCUACUUGAGCCUCUCUAACAACCACUCCAACACAAACUCACAUUUUUGGGCAAGCAUUUAUGAAAGCUUUAAGCAAAUGGUCCCAUGGAAACGCAAGCAAGAAAAACAAAGAAAACGAGCUUAUUAAUAUUGAGUUUAUCUUUAAUUGACCUUUUACAUGUCACGGUGGUUCUCUUAAUUAUUACUAUUGUUAUUAUUACUACAUUUAUCUUUAUUAUGCAUAGUCCAAAUAUUUUGCUUAGCAAAAUAUAUAUUAUUAUAGAUGUAAAAAUCAAUGCAAAUAUAUGUAUUUGACUGUCUAAUUAUAAAGAGACAUAAGGUGCAGUAGUUGUUUUCU